AUGCAUAUCCGCUCACUCGCCUCUGUGGCCUUCGUGGCCUUCGCCGCCCAGGCUUUCGCGCAACAGCAGACCAAGGUCUUCAAGCGCAGCAUCACCGCCGGAAGAGAUUUGGGUCUUAUGCGCCGUGCCGACGACGGUUACCAGCCCGCCGACGAAGUCUGCAACAAGGGUGGUAACACCUGCGCUGAGGCUUGCGGAACCGGCUAUGAGCAAUGCAAGUCCACCGACCAGGCCGUCCACUGCUUCAACCCGGCCGCCGGCGAGACUUGCUGCUCAACCACCACCGGAAACUCCUGCUUGUCAUCUUUCUACUGCACCCACGGCAGCAACAGCGACACGACCUGCUGCCCCAACGGCAUGAACCUCGCCGACUGCGCCGCAAAGCACGGCGUUAGCGGCCUCACCUCUGACCCACCCGUCGUCGCGAGCACUUCCGUUCCUCCCACCACCAGCAAGACCACCCCUCCCCCGACCACCAGCUCAACGCCGGCGCCGCCCACCACCACGUCUUCCGUCGUCGUCACCACCUCCAGCACUCCCGCCCCUUCGUCCACCCUCGCCCCCUCCACGUCUGCAGUGCCCAGCACUACCGAGGUGACCACCGAGGUCUCAUCUACCUUUGUUCCCAGCGCCGGUACCAGCACAGCCUUCGCCUCCAGCAACGGCACCACCCUGGCCACGACAUCGACUCGCUCUAGCGCGAGGAGUACCGUCCUCCCCUCGGCGGCGACCACCUCGGCAUCCGCCCCCAACCAAAACGCCGGAAGCAGCAACGGGCCCGCCGGCAUGGCGGUCCUCCUCGGUGCCGCCUUCGUCGCUGCGCUGCUCUAA
This is a messenger RNA of Colletotrichum abscissum, 831 nucleotides long. RefSeq lists its product as uncharacterized. The transcript is spliced from 2 exons. NCBI's taxonomy places the organism in Eukaryota, Fungi, Ascomycota, Sordariomycetes, Glomerellales, Glomerellaceae. Bases 1 to 831 code for a protein of 276 amino acids. The record is from RefSeq and is a predicted model, not a curated record.